Ostrinia furnacalis (Asian corn borer) is the source of this 405-nucleotide messenger RNA. RefSeq lists its product as uncharacterized. The transcript has a single exon. The annotation marks the transcript as partial. The record is from RefSeq and is a predicted model, not a curated record. NCBI's taxonomy places the organism in Eukaryota, Metazoa, Arthropoda, Insecta, Lepidoptera, Crambidae.
GACGGCGACGCUUUCGAAGUGAUGCCCAUUGACUACCAAUCUGUCUUCUACGGCUGUUCCAUCUUCGACCUGAUCUGGAUCACAAUCACCAGCACAGACCAAGAAUUCAGGAAAAAUCACAUGGAACACCUCAAAAACGUAUAUCAUGAGUCCAUGAAGGAGUUUUUAAAACUUUUCAACAUUGACGUUGAACAAUAUUACCCGAGAGCAGAAUUUGAAAGGCUUUACAAAGAGAAGCUUCCUCUUGGUCUGAUGUUUGCACUGUGGUUUCUUCCAGGGCAUUUGACGAACAAUGAUGAUAUUUUAAACAAAGAUUUUUCUGCGUCGAGCUUCAAAAAGAGUGAUGUGUUCGAAACAAGGAUUCGGGGUAUCGUAGACGAUUACAUAAAAUGGGGCUAUGUAUAA